GUGAAAAAUACUGCGUGUUUCUGCUGGGGGUGUUAGUCAUUUGUUAGUUCAUGAAUCAGUCCCGUCAAUUAUCCACUGCAUUUUCAAUUGGCAUCAUAAUAGGAAAGUAGUACAUUUAACUGGCCCUGUGGAUUGACAGUUGCAAUGUUGAUCAUAUUGUAAUCUACACGUUAUUAUAACAACGGUAUGAAAUUAGGUUGGCGUAUAGGUUGAGUCCUUUUGUUAUUUCGUAGUCUUCGCCUGUUCCACUCUACUCUGAGAAACAAAUCAAUUUUAGUUAGAAUUUGCAGAGUGUCAAUCAUUCCUCACUUUCACUCAAAUAUGUGACUUGAGUUUUUCUAGCUCUUGUAACUUAACAGAAAGUCAGUAUUGUGGGAGGGCCAAAUAUUGACUGGUGUCAUUCGCUGUCCGUGGUGCUGAUACGUUUUGCACCGAGUCACGAUACCUCUCAAUAUAAUGGAAGAAAUGCCACAAGACUAAUUGGUUGAGUACCAUUACUUCAAAUGUUUUGGUUUAUUAAUGAAAUGAAUAAAAAUCUAAGUUAUGGAGAAAAAUCAAACAGUUUGGGAUAUGAUGCUUCCAUCUUCAUUCAGAGCUAUUUAAAUUUGGCUUGUUAAACCAGUAAAAGAGUUCGUCUCGUAGCCUGAUGUAGUCAAGGUAAAUAAAUAUGAAACCUUGCCACACGGCUUUAAAAGAAAUUGAGAAACUAUGCUUCCCUUGCAGUGAACAGUGGAAUCGCAUGGUGUCAGUGUGUUUGGAAAAUAAAGGCUUUGCUUGUCGUCACUACAUUUUAGUUCCACCUCUUUAUCAGUUCAAUACUGACCGAAUUGCGUGUUGGCUUUCUGCUGCUUUUAUAAAUACCGUGCAGUAUUUUCAACAUUUUAGAAACAGAGUGACCAUUGACAUAUCCGGAUGUGUUGGAUUAAUUUCUUUGAACGCAAUUAUUAAACCCGCGAAGAAUCGAUAACAAUUUAAUAAUGAAACAAAGAAGAUGCAAGCCACGAAGGGCGCGAGGAUAUUUUACCGGCUGCGUGGCUGCUGUGCUUUUGUGGAGUGUGGCCUCGGCCCAAUUAAGAUAUUCCAUCUCCGAAGAGGUUAACGAAGGAACUGUGGUUGGAAAUAUAGCAAAAGAUUUGGGAUUAGAUAAAAGUACGUUGAAAGAAAGGAAGUAUCGGAUUGUUUCCAGUAAUGCUGAUCCUCUUUUCCAUGUAAAUCACAACGAUGGCAUCCUGUAUGUGAGCCGAAAGAUUGACAGGGAAGAGGUCUGCGAGAGGAGCUCUACGUGCUUGUUAAAUCUAAAAACCGUACUAGAAAACCCACUGGAGGUGCACUAUGUGGCAGUGGAGGUGCUGGAUAUAAAUGACCAUUCUCCCAGUUUCCCAGAGAAAGAGAAAACUUUGGAAAUUUCAGAGUCUGUAUUACCCGGAGUACGUAUUCCCCUAAAAGCUUCACGAGAUCCAGACGGCGGACCAUUCUCUGUUCAGCAGUAUAAACUUAGCACAAAUGAGCACUUCCGUUUGGAAGUUAAGGAUAAAGGAGAAGAUGGUAAAAUUCCUAUUUUAAUUGUGCAAAAAGGUUUGGAUAGAGAGGCAGCGGCAAGCCACACUUUAGUGCUGACCGCACUGGAUGGAGGUAAACCUCCGAAAUCUGGCGAAAUGAAUAUUUUAGUGAAUGUUUUGGAUAUUAAUGAUAACGCACCUGUUUUUUCUCAAGAUGUUUAUUCUGUGAUACUCCAUGAAAACGCUCCAGUAGGCGCAACUGUCAUACAAGUGAAUGCAACCGAUGUAGAUGAAGGACCAAAUGGAGAUGUUGUUUUUUCAUUCAGCAACAGUGUGAGCCAUAGAUUGUUAAAGCUUUUUGACAUUAAUUCAUUAACAGGUGAAGUAACAGUGAAAGGAUUAAUAGACUAUGAGGAAAAGGACAAAUAUGAAAUUGAAAUUCAGGCAUCAGAUAAAGGUCUCGCACCUCUUGCCACACAAAAAAGCGUAAUAAUCAAGAUAGUUGACGCAAAUGACAACGCACCUGAGAUUGAGGUUACUUCAUUUUCCAGCUCCAUCCCUGAAGACUCAAGACCUGGAACUACAGUUGCCCUUAUCAGUGUAAAUGACUUGGACUCUGGUCUUAAUGGAAAAGUUAUUUGCUCCAUAGGCGAGGAUGUUCCUUUUGCUUUAUCACCAUCCUUACAAGAUAAAAUGUAUUCAUUAGUGACAAAAUCCCCUCUGGACAGAGAGAAAAAGUCACAAUAUUUCAUAACAGUAGUUGCAAGAGACGCUGGUCAGCCAUCACUAUCGUCUGAAAAGACAAUAAAUGUCGUGGUGUCAGAUGUAAAUGACAACAGUCCAGAGUUUUCACUGAGCCCCUAUACUUUCUAUGUCACCGAGGGUAACCAUCCAGGUGCCUCUGUAUUCUCGGUUAAAGCUUUUGAUGCUGAUGAUGAUGGGAAUGCGCAUAUAUCCUAUAAUAUUUUAAGGGAUGGAAACGAAGAUAAUAAACUGACGACUUUUCUAAACAUCAACUCUGAAAACGGAGACAUUCUGGCGCUGAAAAGUUUUGAUUUUGAAACACUGAAAACUUUCCAAUUCCAAGUUGUUGCAUCAGAUUCUGGAACUCCGUCACUAAGCAGCAACGUCACAGUGAACGUGUUCAUUCUGGAUCAGAACGACAACGCUCCAGUCAUCCUGUAUCCAGUCAGCUCUAAUGGUUCUGCUGAAGGUGUGGAGGAGAUUCCCCGCAAUGUGAACGCAGGACACUUAGUGACUAAAAUCAGAGCCUAUGACGCUGAUAUAGGAUAUAACGGCUGGUUAUUGUUUUCACUGCAGGAAGUCACUGACCACAGUCUCUUUGGUUUGGACCGCUAUACAGGACAGAUAAGAACACUUCGCUCAUUCACAGAGACAGACGAGGCUGAGCAUAGACUGGUCAUACUGGUCAAAGACAACGGGAACGUUUCACUCUCAGCAACAGCUACAGUAAUUGUCAAAGUUGUGGAGCCCAAAGAGGCUUUUGCGGCUUCUGAUGUUAAAAGUUCAGCAAAAGCAGAUGAGGACAAUAAUGUGACUUUUUACCUGAUGAUAACUUUGGGCUCAGUUUCAGUACUUUUUCUCAUCAGUAUCAUCGUGCUGGUUGCAAUGCAGUGCUCAAAAUCCACAGACUAUACUUCAAAAUAUUUACAGGAGACUAAUUAUGAUGGGACAUUGUGUCACAGCAUCCAGUACAGAUCUGGAGACAAACGGUACAUGUUAGUUGGACCCAGGAUGAGCAUAGGAUCUACCAUAGUCCCAGGAAGCCAUGCGAAUACACUAGUACUUCCCAACAGGAGGAGGACAUCUGAGGAGCCCAAGGCGCCAAAUGCAGACUGGAGAUAUUCAGCCUCCCUGAGAGCAGGAGGUGUAAUGCAGAGCUCAGUGCACAUGGAGGAGUCCUCGGUAAUGCAAGGAGCCCAGGGGGUCCUGGUUCAGAACUGGCCCACAGCAUCCAGUGCCGCUGAUGGUGAAGGGGGAGAGGUGUCCCCCCCAAUGGGCGCUGGUGUAGACAGCAACAGCUGGCACUUUCGCUAUGGCCCCGGCGGACCUGGUGCACCCCCACAACACCUGAAGCCUGGCGAGGUUCCCCCGGAAGCCUUCAUCAUCCCUGGCUCCCCCGCCAUAAUAUCCAUCAGACAGAACCAGGGAGGGGAGGAUGACAAGAGCGAUUUCAUCACCUUUGGAAAGAAAGAGGAGGCCAAGAAGAAGAAGAAGAAGAAGAAGGAGAAGAAAGACAAGAAGGAUAAGGGGAAGGAUGAUGGAGAUGAGUAGAGGAGCAGAAAGAGAAAAUAGCAAAGAAGUACAGGGCGACGUUAAAACAGAGGUACCAACCAAAGUCCAUUGGGCAAAAAGAAAAUGUGAAAACUAUCAUAGAUUUUCCUGUUUCAUUUUAUUAUCUAUUUUCACUGAUAACAUUUUAAAGCUCUAUCUGUUAUGAACCUGGCCUUACCAAGAUUUAUUUUACCUUCAGUCCCUUGCUGAGGUAAAUUAUUGAUCUUGCCUUUAUAAACAAUAAAAUGAUUGAUUUUGCUCCAAGCCCCUAUGUGCCUAUACACCCCAAGUCAAUUCAUGUCAGUCAUCCUUUCCAGUAAGGAAGGACCACUCUUUGCCCUCGUCUUGAAUUUAUUCUCCUUUAACCCACUGGGCACGUUGGCACCUCUGUCUUACCCCCUCCCCAACUACGACGUGUAAACCAUUCUCUCUGAGAGAAGACAAAUACUUUGUAAAAGAACAACAAAAAGCUCUGUGCCAGCCAAGGAAAAGAAGAACGACAUAGAAGAUUGAGACAGAUGUAUGCGAUCUGGAGCUGGACACACACUACUUGUAAAUAGCACAGAUGAGAGUCACUGAAACUAAGGCUUACAUGACACUGCUGCAGAUUCCUUUGGUAAUUACCAACAGUGUUUCCUGAGAUCUCAAUGAAACCACAUGCACACACACGCAUGCUCACACAUUCAAACAUGCAAACACAAAUACACACGCUUACCAUGACAAGGUGGACACGGAAAGCACUUGAGACCUGGAGAGAAGGAGAGAGAUUUGAAAAAGAGAGAGAAAAACAACUGACAUCAAAGAAAUGUGCUUAAAACUAGACACUGCAAGCUUUUUGCCCUGCACAGUCGCCACUGUGGUGCGCAUGUGUACAUCAACUCUCUCAGGAUGGAAGCAGCAUCCUUUGAAAUCACUCUGUAUUUGCUCACUGCAUUUUGAAGGACACAGAGAGCUUCAUCUCCAGCCAGAAUCCCAGCUGAGGAAUGCAGAGAGCACCGGAAAGAUGGAGAGAUGGGAAGAUACCUCGCAUUCUCCUGAGGAUCACAGAGGGGAGAGUCCAGCUGAGCUGGCUUGUGACUCCGCUUUCAGUCAGUGGACUCUGAUGAAACCGAAUACAAAAUAUUAGGAGAGUCUUGAGAUUUUGAUAACACCUUCUCUUCUCCCCUGCUGCAGCAAAAGCCUAAUGCUUUCUGCUUUGAAUGUUUGGUAGCAACCAGUCCUUACCUGAUACCUUGAGUUUACAACUGCUCACCUGCUUGUAAUUGCCCCAAGCUGCCACAAGCCAUCCUCCCCCUCCCCAACUGCCUUUUUUUUUUUCCCCCAGUCACCCAUUCCACUAACUGCCUCUUUAUGUGAUGAUGAAGUUUGUGAAGUUAUUCUGUUUUCAUUUAUUCUCUAAAGAGAUUCGUUAUUACAUACAAUGGCUUUUUUAUUUUCUUCCUCAUAGCUUUAACUGCUUUUUUUUUUUUGCCCCCCACUGCCCCCAUCUACCCUCAGACACUGCCCCUAAACCCCCCCGCUCUGACCCCCUGCUCAGGAUUGAUCCUGGGAAUGGCCUGCUCUGAACAUUGUGGUGUGCUGAGAACAGCAUGGAGUAAUGUGGAUGAGGCCUGGGGAGGCCCAGUCGGGGGUCUACACCCUGAACUCUUGUCAGAUGUCUCUCUAAGUGCAAAACGGUUCAGUGCUUUUAACUUGUGAAUACUACAGUACGCUGUUCAUUUCCUGUUUGUAGCCACUGAUGAGAGGGGACCAGGUGGGAUAGGGCAGAUUACAGGGGUGGAGAGCCAGGAUAAAGUGAGGAGACAGAUGCCGUGGGCUGGCCCUCCCCCUCCAUGUACAAGAGAAGAAAGUUGUUCUCCACAUUGAUUGUUUAGGAUCGUUGAGUCACAUAUUAGCUUUUAUGUACGCUGUAAAUGUAGCGUAGACUUUUCAUAGAUUGUCUCUACGUUAGUAAUUGAAACCUGCUAAAGAUAUGGGCAUCUAGGGAUUCCCAUCCCACAGCUAUAUCCCACCAAUCCUCUCUCAGGAGGUUUUGAAAAAGGGGCACACACAUGCCUCAAGACCUGCUUCUGUUGGUUCCCCUCCCCUGCCUGUAACUUGUUGCCACGUCCCCAAAGUUUUGCGGCUCAGUAUGACGUCACUCCAUUAAGUGGCUGCUGCAUGUACUGCUCUAAGGAAACACAUACUAUAUAGAGAAAUAUAUAUAUAAAUAGAUAGAUGGCUAUGAUUUUAUUCUUUUGUAUUAUCAUUUUUCUUCAUUAUUCACACAGGAGAUAUUUGUAUGUACUUCUGUCUCUGCCAAAACAUCUACGUACUACAAUCUUCACGCUCCACAGAUGUUGUAUGGCAUCCACUAAACCUCUUUAGAUAUUUGUAAAUGCUAUAGUGUGAUACCUUUCAACGCAAGUUUAUUAUUUUUCUUUUAUCAACUAUGAUUUUUGCUUUUGAGAAUAAGCAAAGCAAGAAAAAAAGAAAAAAAAACACUCUGUGUCUGGCUUUGACAUGACGAUCUAACUAACACUGUAAUAUUGUAACUGAAAUAUGUAUGAUCCUAUGAUGAGCUAUCACUUCCCUUUCACUCUUAAAAAAAAGAAAAAUGACAGAAAAAAAUUCCAGUGUAAAAAAAGGUAUAUGUAGUGUAUGCUUGUGUUUAGUGAGCGUUCAUGCUGUCAUUCUUUCCCAAUGUAUGGUGGUGAACUAUGGUGGCAAUCUGCUGUCCUAAAUGGAUCAGCCCAGAUCUGUUGUAAAACCCUUUUUUGUACACCCGCUCAUCAAUUGUAACAGUGAAGUAGUGAAUUUCAUUUAUUUCAUUUAUUUUCUGACUUUUUUUAUUUUACCUAAAUGGAUACAGUGGUAAUGUGUUUUGUUUAUAAAUCACUAAUAAAGUUUUCUUUCUUAAAAAUA
This is a messenger RNA of Lates calcarifer (barramundi perch), 6698 nucleotides long. RefSeq names its product protocadherin alpha-C2. Gene Ontology annotation, biological process: homophilic cell-cell adhesion. The coding region runs from base 978 to 3794 and encodes 938 amino acids. The transcript has 4 exons. The record is from RefSeq and is a predicted model, not a curated record. NCBI's taxonomy places the organism in Eukaryota, Metazoa, Chordata, Actinopteri, Centropomidae. Gene Ontology annotation, molecular function: calcium ion binding. Gene Ontology annotation, cellular component: plasma membrane.